Molecule: messenger RNA, 900 nt
Organism: Rana temporaria (common frog)
Lineage: Eukaryota; Metazoa; Chordata; Amphibia; Anura; Ranidae
Product: reticulocalbin-2-like
Exons: 4
Coding region: 13-795 (260 amino acids)
Cellular component (GO): endoplasmic reticulum
Molecular function (GO): calcium ion binding
Source: RefSeq, a predicted model, not a curated record
AUCUCCAUUGUAAUGGGAAUGUUCUUCCUCUUCCCAGACUCUUCUCUCCUCCUCUCCUCUUCCCAGACUCUUCUCUCUUCCUCCUCUUCCCGGAUCUCCAUUGUAAUGGGAAUGUUCUUCCUCUUCCCAGACUCUUCUCUCCUCCUCUCCUCUUCCCAGACUCUUCUCUCUUCCUCCUCUUCCCGGAUCUCCAUUGUAAUGGGAAUGUUCUUCCUCUUCCCAGACUCUUCUCUCCUCCUCUCCUCUUCCCAGACUCUUCUCUCUUCCUCCUCUUCCCGGAUCUCCAUUGUAAUGGGAAUGUUCUUCCUCUUCCCAGACUCUUCUCUCCUCCUCUCCUCUUCCCAGACUCUUCUCUCUUCCUCCUCUUCCCGGAUCUCCAUUGUAAUGGGAAUGUUCUUCCUCUUCCCAGACUCUUCUCUCCUCCUCUCCUCUUCCCAGACUCUUCUCUCUUCCUCCUCUUCCCGGAUCUCCAUUGUAAUGGGAAUGUUCUUCCUCUCCCCAGGGAUUCCAUCGAGAAUGAUGAUGAUGAAUGUAUUGGUGGUGUUUGUAUCCCUGAGCCUGACUCUGAGCUCCUCCCACCUGCACGGCUCCUCCCAUCACCCCAGCGAGGAGCACUACGGGAACGAGGAGCACAACCCCGACUAUGACAAGAAGAUGUUCCUGGGAGGGGAGGAAGAAGCGGAAGAAUUCGCUGAACUGAGUCCAGAGGAACAGCUGAAGAGAUUGAAAUCCAUCAUCAAAAAGAUCGACAUUGAUGGCGACGGAUUCCUCAGUGAAGAGGAGCUCAGUCUGUGAAUUCAGAUGUCCUUCAAGCAUUAUGUGUUGGAAGAUACCAAGGAGCAGUUCUCGGAGGUGGAUCGGAAUGGUGACGGGAUCGUCACCUGGGAGGAGUACAACCUG